Messenger RNA from Hemiscyllium ocellatum (epaulette shark), 2201 nucleotides. RefSeq names its product prosaposin (gene psap). Gene Ontology annotation, cellular component: lysosome. The record is from RefSeq and is a predicted model, not a curated record. Gene Ontology annotation, biological process: sphingolipid metabolic process. The transcript has 14 exons. NCBI's taxonomy places the organism in Eukaryota, Metazoa, Chordata, Chondrichthyes, Orectolobiformes, Hemiscylliidae. Bases 72 to 1595 code for a protein of 507 amino acids.
AGGGGGUGUGGCGGUUGGGUCCUCCAUGGUAGGAGUCAGGCUGCGGUGCGGACAGUGUAAGGAGAGGAGCAAUGGCGACGGCUGUGGUGUUGACGGUUCUGAUUUGUGUCGGUGGAGUAACUGUUGCCAAUCCCCUCUUGGGGCCAGAAAGAUGUGCUGAAGGCCCUACCUUCUGGUGUCAGAAUGUAAAGACUGCCUCAGACUGUGGAGCUGUAAAGCAUUGUCAGCAGACUGUAUGGAGACAACCGACUGCAAAAAGUGUUCCUUGUGAUCUUUGCACAGAAGUUGUAUCUGUGAUGGGAAAUCUUCUGAAAGACAAUGCAACAGAGGAAGAACUGAAGAGUUACUUGGAAAAAGCCUGUGACCUGCUUCCAAAUCCAACCUUGACAUCUCAAUGUAAUGAAUUGGUCGAUGAAUACUUGCCAGUCAUCUUGGAUAUUCUCAAGGGAGAGCUGGAAAAUCCUGAAGUGGUGUGCAGUGCUCUUCACUUGUGCCAGUCCUUGCAAGCCAGUCUUGCCAAGAAGGAUAUUUUCUCCAACGAGAUACCAGAGGUGUACAUGUCUGAAUUAACCUCCCCUUUCAUUGCCAAUGUUCCUCUCCUCCUUUAUCCACAGCAGGCCACAGAGUCCAAGAGCAAUGAUGCGGUGUGUCUGGACUGUACCCAGUUCAUAACUGACCUUCAGACUUCUGUCAAAGAAAAUGCCCUUGUCUUGGAUAAGCUCAUUUUUCAGUUAAAGCAGCAGUGUAAUCUUGGACCUGGAUUAACAGAACUGUGUGAGAAGUACAUUGUUCAGCAAGCACCACGAGUGGCUGAGAUAUUAAUGCAGACGAAUGCAAAAGAAAUCUGCACAACAAAUGGAUUCUGCCAAAGACCAGCCACUGUUCCAAUGCAGCUCCUCCAGAAAGCCAUUGUUAAACCUAUCCAGAAAAACACAGUGUCGACGGCAACAUCUCAAGGGUGUAUUAUCUGUGAGUUUGCCUUGCGUGAGAUUGAAAAUUUUCUGCUGAAGAACAGGACUGAGGAGGCAGUUGUUAACAUCGUGGAGAAAGUAUGUUCCCUUCUGCCAGCCACUGUCCAAGAUGAAUGCAAUGACUUUGUCGAACAAUAUGGGAAAGCUGUGGUAACUCUUCUUGCACAGGAAUUGAAACCUUCUAUUGUUUGUACCCUCAUUGGUGUCUGCAGUAAUACACAGCAUGUGGCAAUUGAGGACAUUAAACCAAAGCAGCUGAAAACAGGUCCUUUGUGUGAAAUCUGUAAGACUGUGAUAACAUACCUGGAUAAUAUACUGGAAAAGAAUUGCACAGAGCAGGAGAUUGAGGAUGCUCUGGACAAAGUCUGUAACUUGCUGCCAGCUACAAUGGUCGAUGAGUGUAUCAACCUGAUAGCUGAAUAUGGAUCGGUUCUACUGCAUGUUCUGUUGGAAAGUUUGGACCCAGAUUUUGUUUGCACAAAAGCUGGGCUUUGUGGAGCUGCAAAACAACAUCUCCUGGGAGCUGAUAAAUGUGUUUGGGGUCCAUCGUACUGGUGUAAGAACAUGGAGACUGCAACUCAGUGCAACGCAGUUGAACAUUGCAAACGUCAUAUCUGGAACUGAAAGGCAUCAACGUCUGGAUGAAUACAGUGAUAAUUUCAAAAUAAGAAUCAUUUCUGUUUCUCUCGAAUACUUUUCUGUUUUGUUUGCUUGCAAAUGUACCUGCUGUAACAGUCUAUAACAAUCUGUCAAGGUUCCUUAAAGUCUUGUACCUGAGACAGUUAACAAUAUUUAAUAGUUUGUAACUGCUUCAUGGUGAUAUGUAGAGCAUAAAUGUUGUCUAACUUCCAGUCCCACUUGUGAAUUGUGGUACAAGUUGCACUAGGUGGCUGCUAACAAUGCUAUAUUGCAGGAGAUUAAAUGUCAAGGUAAGUCCUUUAACAUGGGCAUAGUACACUGGAAGGAAAAUGCAGCAAAGCAAAACUUGUUUUGCAAGUUUGAGAACUAAUGUAUUUUUUUUUGAAGUUUAAUUUGAUCAAGUUACUAAUUGAUAAUUGACUGAGCUCCACUUCUGAGUAUGAUUGGUCUGAAUGGCUUGGGCUUGCAUGUUCAAAAUUUCUGGAAUAUUAGUGUUUUUGAGUAUAAAUUUUUGUUUGCCUUGAUGUCUAUCUUUGAAUCUAGUAAAAUGUGUGUAAGUUGGUUUGUCAAUAAAAUGUACCCUAAAUCCUG